Messenger RNA from Mesocricetus auratus (golden hamster), 846 nucleotides. It is a transcript of the gene Plaat1, whose product is annotated as phospholipase A and acyltransferase 1. Gene Ontology annotation, biological process: N-acylphosphatidylethanolamine metabolic process. Gene Ontology annotation, molecular function: A2-type glycerophospholipase activity; glycerophospholipid phospholipase A1 activity. NCBI's taxonomy places the organism in Eukaryota, Metazoa, Chordata, Mammalia, Rodentia, Cricetidae. The record is from RefSeq and is a predicted model, not a curated record. Gene Ontology annotation, cellular component: cytoplasm. The transcript has 4 exons. Bases 197 to 700 code for a protein of 167 amino acids.
GGCACGCGGGCGCUGGCGUUGGAGUUGGCGUUGGUUCUCCGGAAGGCGGCAGUGGCCUAGUUGGUGGCCUUGGCCUCGGGGUGGUGCGGAUGGAGUCGCCCAGAGAUUGCUAGCGGCGGGGCUGCGAGGCCAGGGAGAGCCCGGGAAGCCAACCUGGGCCUCCAGGGCAAGAACACAACCCAGCUUGAGCCCAGAGAUGGCGUUUAGUGACAGCUUCAGUCUGACCUAUCCUCACAACCCUUGCCCAGGAGACUUGAUCGAAGUGUUCCGUCCCGGCUAUCAACACUGGGCACUGUACUUGGGUGAUGGCUACGUUAUCAACAUUGCACCUAUGGAUGGCGUCCCUUCACCAUUUACAAGUGCCAAGUCUGUGUUCAGCACAAAGGCCUUGGUGAAAAUGCAGCUUUUGAAGGACGUUGUGGGAAACGACACAUACAGAAUAAAUAACAAGUAUGAUACAACAUACCCUCCGCUCCCUGUGGAGGAAGUGAUACAGCGGUCCGAGUUCGCUAUUGGGCGGGAGGUAGCCUAUGACUUACUGGUCAACAACUGUGAGCAUUUUGUGACCUUGCUCCGCUAUGGAGAAGGAGUGUCAGAACAGGCCAACCGAGCAAUAAGCACCAUUGGGUUGGUGGCGGCUACUAUUGAUAUCUUCACAUUCCUCGGCUUGUUUCCAAAGAGACAAAGAACAAAAUAUUAGCAGCUUAUUGAAGAGAUUGCAAUUGAAGGAAUUCGUGAGGAGAAUGAGAUUCUUGGGUGAAUACUUAUUUUGAAUGCAUCAUUAUUUCUCCCGGUUCCCAUGAUGGAUGGCAGACUCUAAUAAAUUGCUUGCUGAUUUUAAUCUUA